GAAAACCACAUCCGAGGAAGCCAAGGAGCAGAGCUCCCACGCAGUCACCUCCGUGACCCCGGAGCCCACCCGAGCCCCGAUCUGGGGGGACACGGUGACAGUGGAGAUCGAAGCGGAGGACGCUGGGCGCGAAGAUGUGGUCCUCAAGGUGGUGGACAAAAAGAAGAAGGAGGAGCUUGUGUCCUGCACAGUCCCCAUCAAGUACCUGCGUGUCUUCCACCCCUACCACUUCGAGCUGGUGAUGCCCGUUGAGUCCAGGAAAGGCAGUGAAAGGAAAAGCAUCGAAGCCGCGGCCAGCGCCCACCUGUACGCCACGGUCAUUCGCAAGGGCAGCUGCAUCCCCCGCUACAUCGGCUGCACCCACACGGCGCUGGAGAUCUUUCUCCGGGGAGUCAACGAGCCCCUGAUCAACAACCGGAGCCCCAUGGUAGUGAUUGCCCGGGUGGUUCCCAACUACACGGAGUUUAAGGUCAGCCAGGCAAACCGGGACCCGGCCUCGGUGGGGCUGCCCAUCACCCUGCUGUCUUUCCCUAUCCCGUCCGUGAUGAACUUCGACGUGCCCCGGGUCAGCCAGAACGGGUGCCCUCAGCUGUCCCAGCCUGGCAGCCCCCCAGAGCAGCCCCUGUGGAACCAGCCCUUCCUCUUCCAAGGCCGGGACGGAGCCACCAACUUCACGGAAGACGCCGCCCUGGUGCUGGAGUACUACUCCUCGGCUUCAGGGAAGGGCAGUGAGCCCUGGAACCUGGGCCAGCCCCUGGGCGUCUCCGUGUUGCCGCUGAAGAGCCGUCUGUACCGCAAGAUGCUGGCCGGGCAAGGUUUGAGCGGGCUGCGUGUGGAGCGGCUUCCCAUCACGGACACGAGCCUGAAAACCAUAGGCGGGGAGGCGCCCACGGUGGACAUCUCCCUCCAGCUGUGCUCCUCCGAGAGGCCAGAAAACUUCCUGACACCAAACAGCAGCAAGGCUCUGCCCACCCUGGACCCCAAGAUCCUAGAUGAGAAGCUGGGGACCAUCCGUGAGUCCUGGUCCAAGGCCACGGCCAGCCCAACGGCGGACUCCAGCUCGUCCAUCUCUCAGGGGGCAGAAGAGGAGCCUCUGGAACCAGAGUCGUACAGCGAUGCAGAGAUGAACAACUACAGGCGAGCCAUGCAGAAGAUGGCAGAGGACAUCCUGUCGCUGCGGAAGCAGGCCAGCGUCCUGGACGGCGAGAACCGCAGGCUGCGGAGCCGGCUGGCCCGGCGGGAGGCCGAGGAGGCGCAGGCCGAGGCCCAGGAGUUGCAGAACCUGGGCUCCAUGAAGGAGAGGCUGCUGCUGGCAGAGCUGGACGUGAACCAGCUGCGGGACAAGGUGCAGCACCUGCAGAACGAGCUGAUUCGAAAGAACGACCGGGAGAAGGAGCUACUGCUCUCGCACCAGGCGCAGCCGCCGCAGGCCGCGCUGCUGAAGCGCUACCAGGACAAGCUGCAGCAGAUGCGCGCGCUGGAAGACACCGUGCGGCACCAGGAGAAGGUGAUCCAGAAGAUGGAGCGGAUGCUGCGGGACUGGAGCGAGGCCCCCGCGCCGAGCAGGCUGCAGGAGAAGCCCAGCGCGAGCCUCCCCGGGCCCUCUGCCCCCGGCCUCCCUCCGGGCUCCAAGGGAGAGAACUUGCCCGCCGACGUGUACUCCCUGCUGCUGGCGGAAAACUCGCGGCUGCGGGCAGAGCUGGACAAGAGCCGGCACCAGUCGGCCCCCAUCAUCCUGCAGCAGCAGGCCCUGCCGGUGGACCCCGGGGAGCAGGGAGCAGGAGAUGUGGGACAGAGGCUGCGAGGGACGGAUGGUGCGGGCCACCCCGGGGGCACAGAGACCCUGCCUGCACAGGACCUCCUGUCUGGCGGUGCAGACAAGUUCAACCUCCUGGCCAAGUUGGAGCGCGCUCAGAGCCGGAUCCUGGCCCUGGAGAGCCAGUUGGAGGACUCGGCUCGGCGCUGGGGGCGGGAGAAGCAGGACUUGGCCAUGCGCCUGCAGGAGCAGGAACACGGCUUUGGGCGCCCCUCAAACUCCAUCAUCAUAGACGCCCCCCCAUGGAAAGCCUCGACCCCCGCCAAGGACCUCGAGCGUCCCUCGGAUCUGGAGCCCCUGCCGCCAGGCUCGGACACGAAGCUCGGCAAGCCCGCGGACCCCCAGCAGACCUGAGCUCCAGAGCAGGCCUCCCCCGCUGUCCUGGGGGUCUCCCCGCGGCCCCAGCCCACCCUGUGACUUCAUUAAACAUUGGAGCACCAA
This is a messenger RNA of Oryctolagus cuniculus (rabbit), 2257 nucleotides long. NCBI's taxonomy places the organism in Eukaryota, Metazoa, Chordata, Mammalia, Lagomorpha, Leporidae. The record is from RefSeq and is a predicted model, not a curated record.